AGCCCUUACCUGCUGAGUCCCGUGCCCUUCGCCACCGCCACCACCUCCGCCAUGACCAUGGACCACUACGGCGCUGCCACGCUGGACCCGCACCAGUUCUCGCAAUCGCCCGUGCCGAUGCCCACGGGCCUGCCACCCGACUGCAUGCUGCCCCUCACCACCCAGCUGUCCUCCAGUAGCACCUUCCCGCGUAUACACUACAACUCCACCACGCACUACGAGCAGGGCGAGUUCUCGCCCACCUCCCUGGUGCCGAUGGGAGGAGGAGGAGGAGGAGGAGGAGGAGGGGGUGGGAUGGAUAGCAUCGGGGGCAUCAGCACGGGCACCAUGGGAACCUCCAUGUCCAUGGGAAUGGGCAUGAGCCUUGGAGUGGGGCGCACGGCCGUGAUCACCAGCGGCUCGGCUACCAUCUCAGGUGGCGGUGGGAAGAACCGCCUGCCCCCGAACCUGCUGGACCAGCUGGAGAAGGGCCAGCGCGACGGCUUCAGCACGCUGCAGUUCCACCGAACCUCGGCGGUGGCGGCGGCGGCCAAGCAGCGCACUGACAGCCCCGGACGCAUCCGCUACCUGGUCCACUCGGUGCAAAAGCUCUUCGCCAAGUCCCAGUCCCUGGAGAGCUCGGGAAUGAAGGGCAGUGUGAACGGCCGCUCGGGCCAUGGUGGUGGAGGUGGCGGCGGGUCUUCGUCGGGAGAGGACGCCAAGCACCGGCGCAGCAAGAGUAAAGACAGAGGCACGUCCAAAGGCGAGGGUGGCGGCAAGCGGCGCCCGCGCUCCAACAUGUCGGGCUAUUGGAGCUCCGACGACCUUGACGAGGUCAGCAACUACCGGUCCGCGUCCGGCGCGGGGCCCAUGGCCAUGAUGACGCUGGGGCGGCAGGGGACGGGGCUCGUGCCCGGGCAGGGGUACAACACCAUGCACGGGUACAACACCAUCGGCGACCACUCGCUCAAGCCCUCCAAGAGCAACAACGACCUCAAGUACCAGGGGCUGCCCGCCCUGCCCGGCCCCGGCGGAGGUGGAGGAGAUGGGGGAGGAGGUGGAGGUGGUGGUGGUGGGGGCGGUGGCCGGGCUGGGGGCAUGGUGUCGGGUGGGGACUUUGGGGGGCGAGGGGGCCCUUGGGCCACACUGACGGUGGGGCAGACCCGGCAGGUGCUGCAGAAGGGCUCGGCAACGCUGGACCGCUCGGUGCUGUCCAAGUCCAAGUCGUGCCACCAGGACCUGGCCUGCCAAUACCUGCAGGCGCCCUCUGGAGGUGACUGGAGCAGCACGCUGGGCCGCGGUGGCGGUGGCGGGCUUGGCGGUGGGCUUGGCGAGAUCCCGUGCAGGCGCAUGCGGAGCGGCAGCUACGUGAAGGCCAUGGGGGACCUGGAGGACAGCGAGGACUCAGAGGGAAGCCCCAAGCCCUCCCCCAAAUCAGCAGCGCGCAGACAGAGCUACCUAAGGGCUACACAGCAGUCGCUCAGCGACCAGCUACCACCACGAAACCGGCUGCUGGACUUCUCCAUGUUGCAGGGGGACCUGGAGGCGCUGUGGUCCCCUCUGCAGAGUGUCAGCUCUCUGCACCAGCUGGGCAGGUCAUUGUCAUAUUGUCUUCCUUCUCUUAGAGAGCUCUCUGGGAACCGCAGUCUGGAUAACCUGGACUGCAUUGGGGGCUCGUCUCCUUUCCCCCGCUGGGACGACGAUGACUUCAGCCAGGGCUGCAACACGCUGGGACGCAACAGCUGCCUAAGCCAGAUGCGGGAGAUGGAGAUGAGCCGCUACGGCGACGAGUCCUGUUCGGAGUCGGUGUUCGGGGAGGGCCACGGGCACCCCCACUCCCACCCCCAUCCCCACGCUCGCUCCCACUCGCGGGCGGAGGAGCCCCCCGACCUGCCCAUGCCCACGUGCUUCCGCUCCCGUAGCCAUAGCUACCUCCGCGCCAUCCAGGCCGGCUGUUCCCAGGACGACGACACCGCUUCGGUGGACUCCGACUCGCCGCCGCCCACGGCAACCACCGUACGCACCUACAGUACCAGCACCGUGUCUACCUGCAUAACCACCUGUAAGAAGGUGGCCCCCCCGCCCGUGCCCCCGCGCACCACCUCCAAGCCCUACAUCUCUGUGACGGUGCAGAGCAGCACCGAGUCCGCCCAGGACGGUUACCUGGACAACCACGACCGCAAGACCAACAGCGAGGCCAACAGCCAAUCGGGGCACAGCAACUCCUCCGACAGCUUGGACAGCACGCGCGCCUCGGCCUCCAGCCUGCUGGCCAAAGGAGGGCCACGCCCCCAGCAGCUGCCCGUCGGCCUCCGAGAGCCCCUGCCCUCCGCCGCCGCACCCCCCACCGCCAUCCCCACCGCCACAGUCAUCUCCCCGCCCGAGCCGCGGCCUCUCAUCGCCACCGCUUCCAGUUCCACCAACACAGCCCACAGUGCCACUGCUGCUGCCGCCACCUACACCAACACCAGUACCAGUACCGCAGCCACCGGCACCCAGGCCCAGAAUGAGACGGGCAGCAAGGGCGGCCUGAGCGCAGACGAAGGACCCAUUGAGCCUGUGCCACGCAGGAAGCUGUCUUCCAUUGGCAUACAGGUGGACUGCAUCCAGGAAGUGCAGCGAGUGGAGACCCCGCCCCUGGCCAGAUUUCAGUCGAUUGGCGUGCAGUGCGAGGACGGCUGGCAACUCAGCCGCUCCAGCAGCAUGGCGUCUAAACAGGAGACGGACACAGAGUCCCAAGACUCCGCCCCCACGCCUGGCCCGGGCCCCGCCCACAAGUCCGGCGGCGACAAGAAGUCCGUCACCAUGGUGAACAGCGGCAUCCAGGCGGCCAGGUCGGCCAUGUCCACGUCCACCGACUCGCCGCCCCUCGGCCCGGCGCAGACCUCGCUGGACAACGGCGACCACGACAACGACGAGGACGCCGACGGCGAGGAGGAGGCGGUGACGACCAGCGGUCCCGCCCGCCAGCUCCUGACCAGCCGCUCGGCCACGCGCAGCUCCUCCGACUCCUUCUCGGAGAGCCUGGACCCCGCGCUCGACCCCUCCUCGCUGCCGCCCCCCGAGCCCUGGCUGGAGAGCGGCGGAGGGAGCGGUAACGGCACGGGAGGCCCAGCAGGGGGCGGCGGCGCAGCAGGAGCGGGGGCGGCGUGCCGCAGGGACGGCCACUGGUUCCUCAAGCUGCUGCAGGCGGAGACGGGACGCAUGGAGGGCUGGUGCCAGCAGAUGGACCAGGAGGUCAAGGAGCACCAGCUCUCGGAGGAGGUGUUGGGCAAAGUGCGCAUUGCCGUGGGUUGCGCCCAGCUUCUGAUGUCGCAGAAGUUCCAGCAGUUCCGAGGACUGUGCGAACAAAACUUGAAUGUGAAUGCGAACCCGCGGCCCACAGCUCAGGACCUGGCUGGUUUCUGGGACCUGCUCCAGCUCUCCAUAGAGGACAUCAGCCUCAAGUUCGACGAGCUCUACCACCUCAAGGCCAACGACUGGAAGCUGGACAGAGACUCACCUGACAAACAGGAGACCCAGAAGCCAGCGGCGUCUGUGCCAAAGAAGGCGGCGAAGGGCCGGCCGUCGCUGGGCCGCGAGAAGAGCAGUGACGCGGCGGCCGACAAGCAGAGGCAGGAGGCCCGCAAACGCCUGCUGGCCGCCAAGAGGGCCGCCUCUGUAAAGCAGAACUCCGCCACCGAGAGCGCCGACAGCAUCGAGAUCUACGUCCCCGAGGCCCAGACGCGACUCUGAGACACACACACACACACACGCCAACACACACACAGACGCCCACCCGCGUACGCAACACACACGUGCGGAGGGAGACCACACAGGGGGUGGUGGGGGAUAGUAUUAAGAUUAGCUACCGUACACAUCUAGGACAGGCACAGCAAAAAAAACAUCAAACAUGCAUACACAACAUGUAUGGCGUAAAAGGUUAGAGAUGGAGAGAUGAACAGAUUCAUUGAAGGCAAUAGGGCUACCUAUCGUAUUGCAGGGGUAUGACAUAGUAUACGAGCGGAGACGGUGAUCAGAGUGAUCGGAGAGGAGGAGGAGGAAGGACCUGGACCAAUGCUGAAUAACUGAAAUGUUCUCCAGUCCUCCAGUCCAGUGCACUGUCACAGGGGAAAACACCAUUCUUUAAUUUUGUAUUGUUCAAGACAAGUACUUUGCCUGAAAGGAGAAAAUAAACACCGCAAAACAAAAUGAUAUAAACAAAAAAAAGAGACAAAAAUGAAAAGACUGUUUUGGGAAAAAUAAUGAAAUCCUGACUGAUGCAACGAGACUCCUGGGAGACUUGUGGAGGAGGAGGAGGAGGCGGCGGCAGCAGUGUUUUGCUCUCUUCUAUCUGGCUACCAAGAAUGAAAAACAACCUCACAGAUGCAGACUUCACCAUUAGUACUCCAACUAUUCUUAUUGUUAUUAUUAUUAUUGUUAUUAUUGUUAAUAUAAUUAUUAUUGAAAAUGGUUAUUGAUAAUAUUAUCUCCUUUAAAAAGAAAAGAAGAAGACCUAUAUCAGACUGGUUUAAAUGUUCUAAUAUCUUGGACAAGAGAUCUUCUAAAACGUGUGGACUGGAACCGAGGCAGGACACAUGACAUUUUGGCUCCUGAUCAGCCCUGCCCCCCACCCAACCACCCCACCCCACCCCACCUUCUCCACCCAGCGCUAGUCUGCACAGGACUCCUUGUAAAGCACUGCAAAACACACACAAUUUCACACACACUCUCACUGGCGCACAGACACACUCCGUAAACAUGCGUGCACACAUUAACACACACACGCUCACUCAGUUGAGCACACUCUCUCAUGUCUAAGCGUCUUUCACCAUCGUCUGUCCCUUUUUCUGUCGUUUUCUUUUCUUAUUUUUGUUGGUCCAUCACUUUUCUGUUCCGUUUUGGUUUAUUGAUCUUUUUGUUUAUAGAGUGUUUGUAUGGUAUGUGUGUGUGACUGCCCUGUGUGAUGGAGAGCCUGGAGUGGGGGCGUGUGGGGCUUCCUCCUCCCAUUGGAGAUGGAACAGGUGAAAGGACACGUAUGAGGUGACCUUGAAGACCUGGAACGAGGCUCUGGAGGGCCCCUGAUAUUCCCACAUGCAAACAAACAAACAGAAAAACGACCAUGACGGCAAUUGUUCAAUCUUUUAUUUGACCGGCCCCUCCAUCCCCACCUCCAUAAAAUUGUGUGUUUGUAUGCAAGACCUGUCCUGGGGAGCUCACCUUGUUUGUGUGGAGUAAUAUAAGGUACUGAUAUUUUUGCAGUAUGCCUUGUCUAUGUUGUCCCUUAGCAAAUGGGUGGCCUGCAUUUUGGGGAUGUCCCUGUCUUGUGGGAGGGGAAGGGGGAAGAGGGAGGAGGAGGACGGGGGUGUUGGUGUGAAAAUGUGUGUCUGUGCGACAACCAUUUUGCAACAUGGGCUCAACCAUCCUUUCAGUCAGUCAGUCACACCAGUGUGCCAUGUUGUCGCAUCUCCAGGUGUGAAUCUCUGCCUGCCUUCCUUCCUUCCCCCGCUCCCUUCAUCCCUCUCUGCCUCUGCUUCAGAAAGUCAUCUCCUCCAGUCAAUAGUACUCACUGCUGCCAGAUGACUCGAGGCAGUCUGUGUCUACCUGUCUGUCAUAUUAAAGAUGCCACUCUCCUCCCAUUCUCCUGCCAUAAUAGCGUCCCUCUCUCCCCUUUUCUGUGGAGUGCAGUGUUCACCUGUUCAACCUGGUACUGUGGGACUGUCCAUGGCAGUACAGAGGGAGCACUCACAACUUAGUGCUUCACUGGGGGACAGGAGGGGGAAUAAUUACAAAACAACAACAAAAAUGAAUGCUCAAGAGAUGUGUUAUCGCAGCAGCAGAAUGAAAGUAUACUAUUUAGCUAGUCGAAUGGUUUAGUUUUUUUAAAAGCUGAUGAAAGUUUAGUUUUGAUAGGUCUGAUCUGCUAAAAAAAAAAACACAAUGAUGUCCUCAGUAGAACUGGGGAGCUGUUUUUUUUUCUUUUCUUUUCUUCAUUCCCUCCUAAUUGGUCAUUUCCCUUUUGUCUCAAGUCUUUGAUGAAUUCUUACACAAAUCCCAAUCUGUCCAUGCAAACGCUUUUGGACUUUUAACACCCAUCAGAUCAGCUGCGGUGAUGCCAAUGAUUUAUGAACAACUUCUACCAUCGUAUUCUAUUCUAUUUUAUUGUAUGAGAUCGGACGUUGCCUGCCCCUCGUGGAAAUCUUGUAGCACUACAAAGAUGGUAUUUAUAUUUCAGGGAAACUUUUGUUUCCCCUGUCAAUGUUUUUUUUUGUUGGUUUUUGGCAUGUCCAAACACACUUCAGUGUAUGCAUAUUCUUUUUUUUUUCUUUCCCCUCAAAAAACCACUACUGGGGCUGGCUUGACUGUUCAAGGUGUUUUUUAGCUCAUCCUGAUGGGUAGUAGCAUUGGUCACCCACGUGCUAACACUUUGUUCUUGCACUCGCUACAUUACAGGCUAUCGCCAGUCUUUCCCUGUACAUUUUAAAUGAAGUGAGGCGAAGUGUUUGGGUUUUUGUUUUGUUUUUGUUUUUGUUUGUUUUGGUUUUUUUUUGCGCUUCUUGUUUUUGUAAUUGUGUUGUCAUUUGCCAUUGUUGCUUCCCCCCCAUAUGCCGACCAAGCACAUGUUUUUAUAUUUGAAACAAAAAAGAUCAAUCAUUAAAUUCAGUUACACUACGUUUCA
Messenger RNA from Engraulis encrasicolus (European anchovy), 6637 nucleotides. RefSeq names its product discs, large (Drosophila) homolog-associated protein 4b (gene dlgap4b). NCBI's taxonomy places the organism in Eukaryota, Metazoa, Chordata, Actinopteri, Clupeiformes, Engraulidae. The record is from RefSeq and is a predicted model, not a curated record. Gene Ontology annotation, molecular function: molecular adaptor activity. The transcript is spliced from 14 exons. Gene Ontology annotation, cellular component: glutamatergic synapse; postsynaptic specialization. Gene Ontology annotation, biological process: signaling. Bases 52 to 3714 code for a protein of 1220 amino acids.